Messenger RNA from Ustilaginoidea virens, 1044 nucleotides. RefSeq lists its product as uncharacterized. The coding region runs from base 1 to 1044 and encodes 347 amino acids. Gene Ontology annotation, cellular component: chromosome. Gene Ontology annotation, biological process: regulation of transcription by RNA polymerase II. Gene Ontology annotation, molecular function: chromatin insulator sequence binding. The transcript has 3 exons. NCBI's taxonomy places the organism in Eukaryota, Fungi, Ascomycota, Sordariomycetes, Hypocreales, Clavicipitaceae. The record is from RefSeq and is a predicted model, not a curated record.
AUGAGUGCGACAAAUAGUACAAAUCCAGACGAGGGCGAGUUUUUGUGCAAGCCCUGCCAUCGCUCCUUUGCAACAUGGGAAGCCCUGCUGCAGCACAAGGCUUACAAGCGCAAAACUGGUGCCAAGGACCACAUUCACUGCCAAUUCUGUGGCCGAGAUUUCGAGACGGAAGAGGCGCAGGGAUCCCACAUAAAACAAAAUCACCCCAAGGAUCAAGUCCUCAAAUGUCCAGGAUGCGGCCAAGGCCCAUUCCCUCGUCUCAGCAGCCUCAUUUCGCACAUUGAGACUGGAGACUGUGCUCGGAUCGACACUUGCACAAUAGACGAGCUGCGCGAGAAGAAGCUCGAGUUUCCCCGGCGGCUCGAAAGACUCACCAAGGAAGCCGUAAAAAACAACUACACAAACUUCGCAUUGCCCAAGCCGUCGGCAGGCUCAUACCGUGCCGAGCCAGAUGCAAAAGACUCGGCCUUGCAAUGGGCUGGAAGCGACUCUCUUCAUCUUCCAGUCGAGAGCGGCAAGAACACGGCUGCGGGGAAUGACGGAGGAAAUGCGGCGAGAGAUGGAGAGGCCGUGGCCUGGAACGAGCAAAUGAAGUUGCAUCCAGAUGCCCAAGCUGUUGAGAAGAAGCCCGCUCCGUCGCAGGAGGGGGCCGAGCGAGUACUGCAUCAUUCCACGGACCCUGACGAUCCUGAUAGUCCCGGUUUCAACGCUGCUCGGUAUUACUCUGACAUUAUUGGACAGUACAUCUGUCCGAAGAAUCGAUGCGGCAAAGUUUUCAAGAAGAAGCCAGGCUUGGUAAAUCAUCUGCGAUCACCCGCGCACAGCGACAGGCAGUACCGCUGUCCAUACUGCCUGAGACCGUUCAAAUCACUGACGGCAAUCACCGCGCACGUCGAGUCCAGUUCCGUUAGUUGCCGCAUUCGAGAGACAGAUGGCUACGGGGCAUUCGUCGACCAGCUCACAGCGGGCAUGGUUGACGUGGGAAAGUCUAGGGAGGACGGGACGCUGCAGUAUUCGACGUCGGACACUUGGCUGCAAGGCUGA